AUGCUGCCUUGGUUUGUUAUUCCUUUGAUUGGACUAUGGGCUCUGUCUCAGCUUCUUCCACCAGCUUUCCGUUUCGAAAUUACUUCACCGAGGCUUGCUUGUGUGUUUGUGCUCUUGGUUACUCUCUUCUGGUAUGAGGUUUUGAUGCCUCAGCUGUCUACUUGGCGUGUGCGUAGAAAUGCCAGACUUAGGGAGAGAGAGAGAUUAGAAGCUAUUGAAAUGCAAAAGCUAAAGAGAAAUGCAACAAGGCGUUGUCGCAACUGCUCAACACCUUACAAGGACCAAAACCCUGGUGGUGGAAAGUUUAUGUGCUCUUAUUGUGGCCAUAUAUCAAAACGUCCUGUUUUAGACAUGCCCCUGUCUUCCGGAUUAGAGAUUUCUGGCUCAGGGAUUUUGAAGGAUCUUGUUGGAAGAGGUGGAAAGAUGUUGAAUGUGAAGGGAUGGAGUGAGAGCGGAUAUUUGCACACGCAAGAGUGGUCUGAGAGCAGUGCGUGGAGUAGCGGGUCAAGCUACUGGAGGAGUGGUGAAUUUGAUGGAGAUGAAAGUUGUUUGGUGGAGAAAUCUUAUUCUGGUGGCGUUGUUUUUACUUGCAGGUUGCUGACUUCAUUUUUCAUGAGCAUUAGUUGGCUGUGGAGAAAGAUUUUUAGAUUUAGUUCAUCAGUUGAUGAUUCAUCACUUGACCGUGAGCGGAGACGGUUACUGGCUAGGCAGAGUGAAAAUGGAAACAGCUAUCAUGAGAGUAGGGUAGAAAAAGCACGUAGAAAAGCAGAGGAGAAGAGACAAGCUAGGAUGGAGAAGGAGCUUUCAGAGGAGGAAGAGAGAAAACAAAGAGAAGAAGUUGCAAGACUAGUGGAAGAACGGAGGAAGCUGAGAGAUGAGAUUACCGAGGCCGAGAAAUGCAGCAAAUUAUCACUGGCUGCCAAGGAGAAAGUCAUCAAGGAAGCAGAAAAGAAGCGUCAGGAAAGAAGGAAAGAGAGAGAAAAAGCCUCAAGUAAGAGCAAUUCUGAUGGUGAAGAGCAUGACAAGAGAACAGAGAAGAAGCGAAAUCUUGAUAAGAAUGAGAGGUGUGCACCUGAUAAUUUUAGGGGGACCAACAUGGAAAAGAGACAUGGACAAUGUAUAGAGAAUAAUGCCACUAGUAACAGUACACAAUCUGGUGGUCGAUACUUUGAUCGAAUGAAGGGUACAUUCUUGUCUUCUUCUAAGGCUAUCACUGAUAGCCGUUUAUUUGGAAGAGGCGUUACUACUUCUCCUACAGUUGUAAAAGAAAACAAGCCCAUCGGUUCUGCAGUUAAUUCUCAUACAUCUGCUCAUGCUAAUCGUCCCGUUGUUUCUGACCCAACACUGAGUAGAGAACCUAGAAAAGCAUGGCACCAACUGUUUGCCCGUUCAACUUCUGUUCCUGUUUCCACGAAUGUUAGUAUUAUAAGCAGACCUAGUGCAAAGCCCCAGGAAGCUGUUCAGAACUCAGAGGUUUCCAGUCAAGUUUCCUCGAUACGAACAUUUGACAAUCCCAUCAGUUUUGGUCUCCCAUCGCCAUUCACCAUACCUGUGUACUCUAGUGGAUCCGCUACCAGUACUGUAGGUUUCUCUCCUCCAACAAAGAUUGCUUUCCCUCAACACGUUGAAGAUGAGCAUUUUGAAGAUCCUUGUUAUGUUCCGGAUCCGAUAUCUCUACUGGGACCUGUUUCAGAAUCACUUGAUUUAAGGGCUGGAUAUGAGACUGGCAUAGGACUGGGAAAACACAAUGCAAAGAAGAAUACACCUACUUGUGAAAUCAACAAGCCAUCUCCGAUUGAAUCUCCCUUGUCCAAGUCACGGGCUGCGGAUGAAAAACAGGCUAAUGAUGGAAGCUGGCAAAUGUGGAAGAGUCCCCUUGGCCAAAACAGUCUCGGUUUAGUUGGUGGAUCAGCAAAUUGGACUAUACCUUCAGAGACAACUAGAUCUAACGAGGAAAGUGGAAUGCAUCAUGUGCCUCAGCAUAGAACAGCAUCACUAUUUGCCAAAGAGGAUGCUUACUCACACUCACACGGGAAAGACUCUCUUGAAAAUGAUCAGCAAGGCGGCUUUUUCAGCCCCACUACUGGUCCAAGCAACCAUGAUCCUUGGUCACAGAAGAUGUUCUUCCCUUCAUUGUCUGGCAUAGAGAGUCCUUUUUCUUUUAGUAUACAAACAGAAAGUGUCGUGAACAAUGUGGCGGCUUACCGGAGUCCUACUGAAUCUGCUCGAGACAAUCCAUUUGAGCAUCCUUCUCCGAAUCACUGGCUCAAGAAAGUAAAGAGCUCAGGGGAUGGUACUGGGAAGCAGUUUGUGGCGGCGGGUGAAGUUGAGAAGCACCAAAAAGAUGUAGGGUCGUUUUGGUAG
Molecule: messenger RNA, 2364 nt
Organism: Microthlaspi erraticum
Lineage: Eukaryota; Viridiplantae; Streptophyta; Magnoliopsida; Brassicales; Brassicaceae
Source: the annotation of a GenBank genome assembly